AUGCGACCCACGCUAGCUAAUCCUAGCGCGAACGCAAAUACGAUCUCAAAUCCUUCAAGAAUUAACCCCCCCUUUAACAGGCCCAUCUAUACUAGUCAAGCCUCGCCUCGUGAUUCGCCAGCGUCUUCCAUGGAUAUCGAUAAGAAAGAGGUCGAAACGUUUGAAGAGGAAGAGGAGGAACUGGGCGAAUCUCGCGAUUCGCCCAGUUCCUCCAGCUCUUCCUCAGAUGACGUUAUCUUCAUCAAGGAACAACAGAUCCACUCGACCUCGCCUUCGGUAAACACUACUUAUUACACUCCGUUGCCAGAUAAUUAUUCCUAUACUUUACCCUCGUCGUAUAGAAAACAACGUACUAUCUCGUUGCCUCAGCUGCCCUUCAGCAGGUUGGCCUACGAGACGGCGAAUUAUAUGUCCCCCCGUGUGGAACGGGACGACGACUUGAUCCAUCUCACCGGUUCUUCCUCCAAGACGCUUUCGGGCAACAGAAGUGUCAAUUUAAAACUGUUGCAGACUCCAGUACCCGACAUCACUGUGUUGGAAUCCAUGCCCUUGACAUCGGCAAACUCCAACUCUGUGUCUCCGAUGUCCAUUACCAAUGCAAGUACAAAUGCAAUGUCAAACACCACGGCUUAUUAUUCGGGCUCGAAUUCCGCGGCUAGCACCAAUAGUAGUGGUAGUAGUAGUAGUAGUAGUAGUAACACUACCACGGGCGGCGUCUCAAACGUCAUUACCAAGAAAAGUUCGUUAAAGAAGAAUUCGUUGAAAAGAAUAAAAAACCCUCCCAAAUUGACUUCCAAAUUGAUCAUUGGCAAAAAACAACGCACCAUUAAAGAUAAUUUCAAAACAGAUAAAGACGGUCAUUAUAUUUAUAAACAGAAUGAUACAUUGGCAAAUAACAAAUACAUUGUCAAGGCGUUGUUGGGUCAAGGGACUUUUGGAAAAGUCUUGAAAUGUCUUGUGAAUGAACAAGGCGAACCACAUUACGUCGCUAUCAAAGUCAUCAAAUCAAUCGACCGAUAUAGAGAGGCCGCAAAGACUGAAUUAAGAAUCCUCAAGGCCAUCCUUACAAAUGAUCCUCAGGGGAUUUACCAAUGUUUGCUCUUGAAAGAUUGUUUUGAUUAUAAAAACCACGUCUGUUUUAUCACCGAAUUGUACGGUAGAUCCAUCUACGAUUUCAUGUGUUCCAACGGGAUUGCCAGAUUCCCCGGCUCACAUGUACAAGCCAUUGCAAGACAAUUGAUUCGAUCCAUUUGUUUCUUGCAUGAUCUUGGUAUCAUCCAUACCGAUUUGAAACCAGAAAAUAUUUUGCUCAUCGACGAAUCCACAAUCGAUUACCCCUUGCCACCAAACGUUCUUAAUUCAAUCUCGUUAAGAAGAAAGACUGCUUCCAAUGGUAAACGAAAGAUUCUCACCAACCCGGAGAUAAAAUUGAUCGAUUUUGGUUCUGCAAUCUUUCAUGAUGAAUACCAUCCUCCCAUAAUCUCGACACGUCAUUAUCGUGCUCCAGAGAUUGUUUUGGGACUUGGAUGGUCUUAUCCAUGUGAUGUUUGGUCUAUUGGAUGUGUAUUGGUAGAAUUGGUUACUGGUGAAUCUCUUUAUCCAAUCCAUGAAAAUUUGGAACAUAUGGCCAUGAUGGAAAGAGUCAAUGGAUUACCAUUCCCACCAAAAUUGAUUGAUAAGAUGUUUUUCAAAAUUAAAAAUAAGUUGGGCAAUUUGCCAGCAGAUUUGAAUUCUACUGUGGUCAAACAUUUCAACGAUGACACUUUACAAUUACAAUGGCCAGAGAAAAAUUCCAAAGGUCAAUACAUCACUUCGGAAAAAUCCAUGCAUCGUGUCAUGGAUGGUUGUUCAAGAUUGGAUCUACACAUUUCCAAUAAAUUGAAAUUGGAUUAUGGUGAUGCUUUCAAUAUCAAUUGGAAUUUGUCUCCAGAUAAGAAUUGGAAUUUGAUUACUUGUAAUUUACAAACCUCUUCGAGUUUGGACAAGGAAACUUUUCUCUUUUGGUAUUGGUUUUUAGAUUUAUCGAGGAAAUUGUUUGAAUUCGAUCCUACAAAGAGAAUUACUGCAAAGGAUGCAUUGAAUCAUCCUUGGUUUGGUUUGGGAAUAUUGGAUCAAGGUAUUGCAAUUUACGAGCAACGAGCGUAA
Henningerozyma blattae CBS 6284 is the source of this 2145-nucleotide messenger RNA. It is a transcript of the gene KNS1, whose product is annotated as serine/threonine protein kinase KNS1. Gene Ontology annotation, molecular function: ATP binding; protein kinase activity. Gene Ontology annotation, biological process: protein phosphorylation. The record is from RefSeq and is a predicted model, not a curated record. Bases 1 to 2145 code for a protein of 714 amino acids. Gene Ontology annotation, cellular component: nucleus. NCBI's taxonomy places the organism in Eukaryota, Fungi, Ascomycota, Saccharomycetes, Saccharomycetales, Saccharomycetaceae. The transcript has a single exon.